This is a messenger RNA of Lepus europaeus (European hare), 1020 nucleotides long. Its product is annotated as peroxisomal ATPase PEX1-like. The transcript has 4 exons. Bases 24 to 350 code for a protein of 108 amino acids. The record is from RefSeq and is a predicted model, not a curated record. NCBI's taxonomy places the organism in Eukaryota, Metazoa, Chordata, Mammalia, Lagomorpha, Leporidae.
CGGCCGAGCCGCGCUGCGGGACGAUGUGGGGCGACGGUCGCCCGGCGGGGUCUGGGGCCGGCGGGGCGGCCGUGACCGUGGUCUUCACCAACGCUCGCGACUGCUUCCUGCACCUGCCGCGGCGCCUCGUGGCCCAGCUGCACCUGCUGCAGAACCAGGCCGUCGAAGUAGCCUGGGGCCGGCAGCCCGUGUUCCUGAGCUGGGUGGAAGGCCGGCGGUUCAGCGACCCAGGCGAGAGUGUGGCUGAGAUCAGCCGGCAAGUGGGGCGGACACUCGGGCUCUCCGACGGCGGACAGUGGUUGGAGUCAGUGAAGCCUAUGAGGGUGCUGCCAAUUGUCUCUGGCUGUUAACCAACUCCAAGCCCUGUGCUAACUGUAAGUCUCCCAUACAGAAGAACGAAGGCUGCAAUCACAUGCAGUGUGCCAAGGAAAAAAGGAGACGCCUCUCCCCCAAGCGUGAGGCAGUACUGGGCGCUGGCGUCUCUCUGCUAACUCAAGGCUUCCCGCUUGUCCAGCUCCAGCAGCACGGGAAGGAGGGCUGAGUGCUGGGAGCUGGGGGGCCUGGGAGGAGAGGAGAAGACGGGCUCUGAGAGGUCAAAGCUGCCGAGGACUUCAAGAGCUUGGAGCGUGGGCUCCAGGCCCCCGGUUCUAGGGCACAAGAGCCUCUCUUCAGAAGGCGAGCCAGUUUCCCACGUUUUCCCUGAAAGGUUUCUCCACAUAUUUCCUGACCCUUGGGCGAGACGAGAGAAGUCUACAAAAUAGAACAGAAUCUUGGCCUUUCUCUGUGCCCCAUGACCUGAGACUGCUCUGAGGUAAACACCCGAGAUGAGAGAUUCCCGAAGAUAACUGUGUGUCCUCUUGAAGUAAACAUCAGAACCACGACUGACUGACAGAGAGGGGAGGUGAGGUGAGGCAGAGAGAGAGAGAGACAGGUCUUCCAUCCAGUGGUUCACUCCCCAGCUGGCCACAGCGCCAGAGCUGGGCCUAUCAGAAGCCAGGAGCCAAGAGUUUCUUCUGGGUC